UUGUCAUUUAAGAGCAGAUGUAGGUUAAUUAACAGUUUGCUAAAUGCCGUAAAUUCAUCUCAUAAAUUAACGCUACUUGAAUAAAUAAACUUCUAAUUUGUCGUAAUUAACAAAUCUACUAUACUAUACUACUUUAUUUCUGUGCCGAAUUUAUCAAAUAGUUUUCAUUUCCGGGGUACGUGAUUCACCAUUACAUUAGUCGAUAGACAAGGUUAUUCAGUUAAACUGUCGGGCAUGUAUUUGGAUAGAGUUAUUCAUACUCUUUGAUACUGAGUAUGUGUGAUAGUGAGGAUACAUUGUGCUGCUAACGGUAGCGCAAUUGCACGAAUAGACGCGCAGUACAACCAAACGGCGGCUAACUUCACCACCGCAGUCGGCUUAUGCGGAAGAGCAACACAGGACAACGAACUCCAACAUCCACGGGAUAAGUUCCAGGACUAGUUAAAUAGCCACACACUGACAGCACUAUGGAGAAGGAAGGGGCCCCUGGAGAUGGAGAGGUGGUGACCCCUUUUGCUGCAGAGACUUAUGCUGCUGAGGCCAUGGCUGCAGACAUGGACCCCUGGAUUGUGUUUGACUCGAGAAAAACUCCCAGAUCCGAGUUUGAUGGCUGGCUGGAGAGCAACGGGCCCUCACAAGUAAACAGAUUUGGUGAUGAUGAAAGUGGAGUUAGUCCUGUGGGGUGGAUUGCUGUGCUGGGCCUGAACCACUGCCUCAUCACUGGGGAUGUCACGGGUCUCCAGGAGAGCUGGGAGAAACUUUUGGCCAGCAGCCGGCCUGUCAGCUUCCAGACAGUGAAGGAGCUGGCCCUGAACCACGGAGUGCUCUCGGGCAAAUGGCUGAUGCACUUGGACUCUGGUUUCAAGUUGGACCACGCCUGGGAGUGUGUGGCCAGAGCAGCCCUGGAUGGCAAGAUCUCCCUAGUUAAAGUCAGUCCCCAUAAUCCCAAGGGUGAGGGCAAGCAGGUCAUUUGUGCCUAUAACCAGAACUUCACUGACGAAAGUGAGGUCAUAAGGCUGGACAACGUCAUCCGGGCCACAGGAGUCAAAUGCUCCCUCACAUACAAGCCAGACGUGUACACAUACCUGGGAAUCUACCGAAACAACCGCUGGAAACUGUGUCCAACCAUAUAUGAGAGCAAAUUUGACCUCGAGCGUGUACCCCGGCGUUCCCACAUUGUCAACAAAGUCACCAAUCUAGAAGUAAAAUAAGUCUGUCAGAACAGGAGGAUAGUUUUGGAGUACGGGUAAAUGGAGAGGCACUUGGCGAUCCCAUGAGCUGGGUUGUGCAGUACAUCUCACUGACCGAAGGGUUUUAAAAGUCAGUGGUUGAAUUUUGAUCUGAAGUUCUUCCUUUUGGCAACAAAAAAACAUACAUUAAACCUAAUUUCAGUCUGUGAUAUUUCAGACGUGACCUAAACUAUUGUCUCUUUUUUUUCUUUAUUGAUUAACUUGUAAAUACAAGUUAAAAUAUUUGUGUUCUUGAUGUUCUGUUCACACUUACCUGAUGGAAGAAAUCCUUUGUAUGCACAGAGGGAAAUGUUCUUUUUUUUUUUUUUUUUACAAUGUUCAUUUGUCAUUUGUUAGACUUUAUUUUUUGGUUUGUAUGAAACCAUCAUAACAGAGUUGCCAAAUAAAAUCUACUUUUGAAGACCAUCUUAA
Anarrhichthys ocellatus (wolf-eel) is the source of this 1661-nucleotide messenger RNA. It is a transcript of the gene cunh11orf68, whose product is annotated as chromosome unknown C11orf68 homolog. The transcript has 2 exons. Lineage: Eukaryota; Metazoa; Chordata; Actinopteri; Perciformes; Anarhichadidae. The record is from RefSeq and is a predicted model, not a curated record. Bases 468 to 1211 code for a protein of 247 amino acids.